This is a messenger RNA of Manacus vitellinus (golden-collared manakin), 1350 nucleotides long. Its product is annotated as cobalamin binding intrinsic factor. Gene Ontology annotation, molecular function: cobalamin binding. Gene Ontology annotation, biological process: cobalamin transport. The record is from RefSeq and is a predicted model, not a curated record. NCBI's taxonomy places the organism in Eukaryota, Metazoa, Chordata, Aves, Passeriformes, Pipridae.
AUGACCUCAGGACAGGUGGCUGAGCACGUCCUCGCCCUCCUCUCGUCCUGCCAGGACCCCCGGCAGGUCCACGCCCUGGGACAGACCAUCGACCUGAUCUCCAUCCUGCAGCAGAAAACAGAUGAGGAGAUGGUCGAGCUGGAGGACAAGGGUCAUCCCAAAACCACCCUGUUCAGCGUGAGCCUGGACACCAUGGCCCUGUGCCUGGUCAGGGCAGACAGGUACCGGGGGCCAGCGGUGGCCUUGGCCAAGGAGGUGCUGAGCCCCAACAGCCCCAUCAGUGUGGACACUCGUGCCGUGGCGGUGCUGGCCUUGGUGUGCGCCCACGACAACGUGGAGGACCCGGAGGUGCAGGAUCUGCUCCACGAGGCAGUUUGGACGGUGACCAACAACUUCCUGGAUGAGCAGGAGGAGAGGAAAGGCAUGAUUGGGAACAUCUAUAGCAUGGGGCUGGCCCUGCAGGUACGGGGGUGGGGAAUGUGCCGUCACAGCCACCUGGUCCCGUUCCCAGAUUGGCCACACCACCUCCCACCUCUUCCGCAGGCACUGGAGGCCUCAAGGGACUUUUACGCCCCUCAGGACUGGGAUUGUGCCCAGGCCUUUGCUGUGGUGACCAACCACACCUUCGAGCUGCCCAUGGCCAUCGCCCAGGUGCUCCCAGCCCUCGUAGGCAUGUCCUACCUGGAUGCGGCCACGCUGAACUGCGGUGCCCCCAUGGAUCUGUGCCCAAGCCUGGGGACACACAGGGUUCCCACAGGUAUAAUGAGCCCACCUGGAGCCUCCCAGACCCCACGGGAGUCCCAGGACAUCACAGUGCACUACUCCAUCACCAACAACCUCCAGGGAAUCCCCUGGCACUACAGCAUCUCGGUGACGGUCCCAGGGGUCUCCACACUGCUCGAGGUGCUGGAGAGGGCGGAGGAGAUGGAUCCCGAAAACUUUAGCUUCAAGACAGAGCAGACAUCCUGGGGUCCCUUUGUGGUCUCCAUCCACGGGCUGGCUGGCAGUGACAAUGACAGGACAUACUGGCAGUUCCUCAGCUCUGGGAAACCUUUGGAUCAAGGUGGGCAGUCAGGGAAGGUGGGGGUCAUGCUGGGGGUCUCCACAUCCCAGCCUCACAUAUCCCUCUGCCACAGGGGUCGGAACCUACAAACCACACUCCGGGGAGCACAUCCAGGCCAUCUUCAGCACCUACUGAAGCCACCAAGAGACCCUGGAUCCCACCAGGGAGCAAUAAAGGGCCAUUCCAGCGUGUCCCUCUGUUGUGUCCCUGGGGAAAACAGGGCUCAGAUCCUGUUUUGCCUUCCUUCCGUCUUCAUUUCAGGGGUGCUGGGCUACAGCCUCCUGUGA